CCAGGUCUCGGAUUAGCUCAAGUGCUUGCUGCUGCCAUGGUAGCUAUUUAUUACAACGUAAUCAUUUCAUGGACGUUGUUCUAUUUCUUCGAUUCUUUUCGUUCUCAAGUGCCUUGGAAAUUCUGUCACUACUGGUUCAAUACAGAAAGUUGUUUUGCAGAUCAAGAUUGGUCAGCUUGUAAAGCAGCAGACCCAAACAAUACAUUUUCCAACCGUACUUGCUUCAACGCCACCUAUUCAGCUCUGCACAAUUUAACAGACAUCUCUGUAAAUAAUAGCGUUUCUGCUCCAGAAGAAUAUUUCAAUCUUUAUAUGUUGGGAAAAUCUGAAGGAUUUCACGACAUAGGAACAGUUAGAUGGCAGCUGUUAUUAUCCCUUCUUGUAGCAUGGGUUGUUGUAGCAGCUUGUUUGAUCAAAGGAAUUAAAACCUCAGGACGGGUAAUUUAUUUUACUGCCACAUUUCCUUAUCUGAUUCUUCUCAUCCUAUUUAUACGUGGAAUAACACUAGAUGGCGCUAUUGAAGGACUGAAGUUUUACAUAAUUCCAGAUUUUAGCAAACUCAGUAGUAUUGGGGUGUGGGAGGACGCUGCAAUACAAGUUUUCUAUUCCUUCAGCAUCGCGGGUGGUGGCAUGAUUACCUACGCUAGUUAUAACAAGUUUACAAACAACCUAGUAAGGGAUGCCCUUAUUAUUGGUAUUGGCGACAUGUUAACCAGUAUCUUCAGUGGAAUGGUUGUUUUCUCAAUCCUUGGUUUCAUGGCUCGUCAGCUGAAUAAAUCGGUAGCAGAUGUAGUUGAAUCUGGUACCGGUUUAGCCUUUAUUGUGUAUCCCGAUGGUAUAGCCCGAAUGCCAGUUUCUAUUUUGUGGGCUCUGUUGUUCUUUUUUAUGCUAUUUUUGUUGGGAAUAGAUAGCCAGUUUGCGAUGGUGGAAACAGUAAUCACAUUCGUCUUCGAUCAAUUCCCAAAGACCAGAGCCUUUAAGCCUACCGUUGUGAUUGUAAUCUCAAUAGUUUUAUUCCUGUGUGGUCUUCCUUUAACAACAAAUGGUGGUGUUUAUAUUCUGGAGGUUAUUGAUGCCUAUGCAGCUGGUUGGCCGUACAUGUUUAUUGGUUUAUUAGAAUGUUUAGUUGUUGCUUAUGUUUAUGGUGUUGAAAAUUUCUUAAAUGACUUGAAACAAAUGACAGGUUGGUGCCCUGGCCUGUGGGUUAGAACACAUUUGAUGACAGUAAUUAUGACAGUGUCUCCUAUACUCAUCUGUGUAAGUAUGUUAGUUAAGUGCAUUAUGCUCUUGUGA
This is a messenger RNA of Limulus polyphemus (Atlantic horseshoe crab), 1293 nucleotides long. RefSeq names its product sodium- and chloride-dependent glycine transporter 2-like. NCBI's taxonomy places the organism in Eukaryota, Metazoa, Arthropoda, Merostomata, Xiphosura, Limulidae. The transcript is spliced from 10 exons. Gene Ontology annotation, biological process: sodium ion transmembrane transport. Gene Ontology annotation, cellular component: membrane. The record is from RefSeq and is a predicted model, not a curated record. Bases 37 to 1293 code for a protein of 418 amino acids.